Molecule: messenger RNA, 1522 nt
Organism: Phalacrocorax carbo (great cormorant)
Lineage: Eukaryota; Metazoa; Chordata; Aves; Suliformes; Phalacrocoracidae
Source: RefSeq, a predicted model, not a curated record
UGGCUCCUCCCCAGGCCGCGGCCGGUGAGGGCGGAGCGGACGCGGCGCCGCCGCCGCGCACAGCAGCCGAGCCCCGAGCCCAGCGGCGGCGGGAGGCGGCGGGCGGCCCCGGGCGGCGGCGUCCCUUGUUGGGAGCCUGGAAAAAUCUUCAGUAGGGCUGCUAAGACUGAUGAGAGAUCUUUUAUGCCAAGAUCGUCGCUAUUUGAACAGACCACACCAUGCGUGAAUACAAGCUAGUGGUCCUUGGUUCAGGAGGUGUGGGGAAGUCCGCUUUGACCGUACAGUUCGUUCAGGGAAUUUUUGUUGAAAAAUAUGACCCAACAAUAGAAGAUUCAUACAGAAAGCAAGUGGAAGUAGACUGUCAACAGUGUAUGCUUGAAAUCCUCGAUACAGCAGGGACAGAGCAAUUCACAGCCAUGAGGGAUCUCUAUAUGAAGAAUGGCCAAGGGUUUGCACUAGUAUAUUCUAUAACAGCACAGUCCACGUUUAACGACUUACAGGACCUGCGGGAGCAGAUUUUACGGGUUAAGGACACUGAAGAUGUUCCAAUGAUUCUGGUUGGCAAUAAAUGUGACCUGGAGGAAGAGCGUGUAGUCGGCAAAGAACAGGGUCAAAACUUAGCAAGACAGUGGUGUAAUUGUGCCUUUCUAGAAUCAUCUGCGAAGUCUAAAAUCAACGUUAAUGAGAUCUUCUAUGACCUGGUCAGACAGAUAAAUAGGAAAACACCAGUGGAAAAGAAGAAGCCUAAAAAGAAAUCAUGUCUGCUGCUUUAGGCUCCCAUCGCGCAGCAGCUCUGAGCCAGAUUGCAGGAAUGAAGAACUGUUGCCUAAAUGGAAAGUGCCAGCAUUCCCGACUUCAGAACUUUAUGGAAAUUAAUAACAUAUCUGAAGAAGCUUGUCCUGUUUUUAUAUUCUAUGAGAAGAACUUAGAUCUUAAAAUGGUUUGCACACAGUCCCUGGAAAAAGAAAUUGCUCUGUGUAUAUCUCUUGGAAAUUUCAGACAGUAGUACUCCUCCUUCGCAAUAGCAGUUAACAGAUGUGAAAAUAAAUAUAAUUGACUCUAGUGUAUGAUUAUACAAAGGAGCAUGGAUGCAUUUCAAAUGUUAGAUAUUGCUACUAUAAUUACAAUUUCAUAUUGACCCUUUUAUCGUAAUUUCUCCCCAUCAAGCACUAAAAAUGUUACAUCAUUAUAUUUGAUAUCUAUAACUAUAGAUAUAUACCUGAAACUUCCCUCUGAACUCACUGCAGCAAAUAAUUUUUUGAGUCAUUGACUUCAUUUUAUAUUUAAAAGUUACGGAAUAUCAUUAUUUUCAUUCUGCCAUUAUAUUCUAAUUAAAAAUGUUUGUGCAUAAUGCUUUGGAAAAAUGGGUCUUUUAUAGGAAAAAACCGGGAUAACUGAUUUCUAUGGCUUUAAAAGCAAAAAUAUAUAAUAUACUAAACCAACUCUAAUAUUGCUUCUUGUGUUUUACUGUCACAGAUUAAAUUACAGCUUUUAUGAAUGAUUAAAUUUUAGUACAUUUUCA